Molecule: messenger RNA, 588 nt
Organism: Merops nubicus (carmine bee-eater)
Lineage: Eukaryota; Metazoa; Chordata; Aves; Coraciiformes; Meropidae
Gene: ZC3HC1
Product: zinc finger, C3HC-type containing 1
Exons: 5
Cellular component (GO): nucleus
Molecular function (GO): zinc ion binding
Source: RefSeq, a predicted model, not a curated record
UUGUGCCAGGGGAGGUUUUCAUUGGAUAUUUGGAAGAAUUUCUCUCCUGGCAGAGUGGUGAGGGGGUGGCCCUGGCUGCGCAGGGAGGUGCUGGAGUCCCCAGCCCUGGAGGGGAAGGACACAUCAGACUGGUCAGAAACUGCUAAUGGAGGUUCCCAAAUGGAUGCUCUUGCCUUGGAGUCUGCCAGCAAGGAAGCCUACUUCAGCAGGGUGGAAACCUUCACCCCCCUGAAGUGGGCAGGCAAACCCCACGAGCUGUCCCCCCUGGUGUGUGCCAGGUAUGGCUGGACCAACGUGGAGUGUGACACUCUGAAGUGCUCCAGCUGCCAGGCCUUCCUCUGUGCCAGCCUCCAGCUCACCCUGGACUUCAGCAAGUAUAAGGAGCGUUGUGUGGAGCUGAGGAGGGCCCUGUGCACUGCCCACGAGAAGUUCUGCUUCUGGCCAGACAGCCCCUGCCCAGAUCGUUUUGCCAUGUUGCUGGUGGAGGAGCCCAGAGCCCUUCUGCAGGACUUCCUGGAACGCUUCCAGAGCCUGUGUCAGCUGGAGCUGCAGCUGCCCUCCCUCAGGCCAGAAGACAUGAAAAACAUG